AUGUGUGCGGAUGACUCGCCCAGGAUUCACAGCCAAGGUGCCAGUUGUUCUUCCUGCAUAGAAAGAAAACCUAUUUCAGGCAAAACUGUAACCUCAGGGACGCUCCGGAAAGUACUGAGUCGCAGGACGGAGUCGCGUAGGUGUCCUGCCCAGACCCCGCCCACUGUCCCGCCCGCUCCGUCCAAGCCCGCCCUGGCCCCGCCCACCCACCGCCCGCCUGGGCCCCGCCCCCUGCCCCGCCUCCUGCCCCCGCGGCCGGCCGGCCGGUCCCUCUGCGCGCCGCCUUCCGCGUCCCGGCGGGGCGAGCGCCUGUGCGCGUGGGUCCCGGGCGCUGGGCGGCGGUGCUGCUGCGCGGGACGGCUGGCCGCAGCGCUCGGGAGAGGAGAUGCGGGGGUCUCCGCGACCCCUCCGCCCGCCUCCCAGGCCCGCCCCGCCGCCCCUCGCUGUCGGGGAGGUGCUGGGGUGGGAUGCUUGGGGCCGGGCGUCCUGGAGCCCCCGGAGCCGCCCUUCCCGGCCGCACCGCGCGCGCGCAGCCCCCGGCCCGGCCCGACCCCUGCCCGACCCGGCGGGGGGUCCCCGCGGCACCGGACCGCGAGGGUCCCGCAGGAGGGCUGCGUGGUGGGAUCCCCAGGAAUGGGGCUCCCCGGCCCCGCUCCGUCAGGACCACGGGGCGGACGGGAAGUGCGCGGCGGGACCCCGGCAGGACAGGCGCGGCCUCGAGGACCCGCGGCGCCCCUGAAACGACCCCGCUCCUGGGAAGGCUCCGCGGUGUCCCCGCCGGCGAGGCGCGCGUCCAUGCCCCCACCCGGAGUGUGCUGUGCGGAGAGUCUGUUCUGCCAGUCUUCAGGUCAUUCUCCGGUCUACACUGACGUGGGUGUUCUCCAGCUGUGUCUGGGAUGAGGUGAGCCUAAGGUCAUCCUACUCCGUCUUCCUGAACAGCGUCUUUAUUUCAUUUUCAUUCUUAAAAACUUAUUUGCCCUGGGCAGUCAUAUUCCUUUUCCUAUUAACAUAUAAUGUAUUAUUUGCUCCAGGGGUACAGGUCUCUGAAUCGUCAA
Messenger RNA from Mustela erminea (ermine), 1055 nucleotides. RefSeq names its product basic proline-rich protein-like. Lineage: Eukaryota; Metazoa; Chordata; Mammalia; Carnivora; Mustelidae. The transcript is spliced from 2 exons. The record is from RefSeq and is a predicted model, not a curated record. Bases 1 to 900 code for a protein of 299 amino acids.